AUGACCACCGCCCACACAUCAACGGUACUGUGUGUCGACUGUCGAGAAAAUACGUCCGAUCUUCAAAUCAGGAAUCGAUGGCUUUGCAAUGAAUGCUUCCAACGAUAUGUCAGUUCAAAAGUCUCGAAGCGUAUGGAGUCUUAUCGAUUCGGUAACCUUGCGGUGAACGAGACUCGCCGCUUAUUGCUCCCCUUAUCUGGUGGAGUCUCGUCUAUGGUUCUAUUACAAGUCCUUGAUGGUGAACUUCACAAACAAGCACUCAAGAGGAACAGAACGGCAUAUGAGCUGAUAAUCUGCAAUGUUAUACUACCUGAUGAACACGAUUCAACCAUACGUAACGAUUUAUAUGUCCAAGCCGGGGAGAGGUUUCCUGGCCACAAGUUCAUACCCCCAAUGGCCUUUGAAGACCUAUUCAAGUACGACGAUCGGAUCGAAUCUGAUCUACUCCAUCUCGGAGUCGGACGGCCAGAAGGCGAGUCUGAUGGAAAUUUCCUUAAGGGCAUUUUAUCUUCUACUACAUCGGCGACUGCACACGAAGACCUCCAAUCAAUCUUGCUUCGUCGUCUAAUUGUGUCGGUUGCAAAGGCACACGACUGUGAAGGUAUUCUCUGGGGUCAUUCUGAUAGUCGCCUGGCUUCGAUGGCACUUUCACAUGUCUCCAAGGGCCGAGGAGGAUCUGUGCCGUCGCUGACAGCCGAUGGUCCCUCGUGCCAUGGCAUCAACUUCAACUAUCCUGUCCGAGACUUGUUCAAACCGGAGCUAGCCACAUAUGCAUCGGUUCUAUCUGAACCCCUGGUUUCUUUGGAAGGACAUGAUACCUCUGCCCGGCGAGUGACACCAUCACUGCGAAAUACUGCGAUCGACACUCUUCUGACGAACUAUAUUAACUCGCAAGGGGAAAAAUACCCAAGUAUCAUGGCAAAUGUGGUACGGACGGCUGGGAAACUCGACAGGACAGCAAAUGGACAAUCACAACUCUGUUUGGUGUGCAGCGAACCGUCGUCAAUCAUCAACGGCGAAGCUGCAGAUAACCUUCUUUGUUAUGGAUGCCUAAGAAUGAAGCAGGAUAUCAAGUUCCAGUCGAUGUGAAUACAAGUGUCUGCAUGUAGGACAGUACAAGGAUUCGAAAGGGUCUUCGAGAUCCCGCCAACUUGAACGCCGUCCCUUUCACCACGCGGCAAUUAACAGGAUCGCAAACCCACAUACAACGCUUGCAUCAUUCAUUUGCACCAUCAGCAUG
Exophiala mesophila is the source of this 1240-nucleotide messenger RNA. RefSeq lists its product as uncharacterized. Gene Ontology annotation, molecular function: tRNA binding; sulfurtransferase activity. The record is from RefSeq and is a predicted model, not a curated record. Bases 1 to 1089 code for a protein of 362 amino acids. Gene Ontology annotation, biological process: tRNA wobble position uridine thiolation. Lineage: Eukaryota; Fungi; Ascomycota; Eurotiomycetes; Chaetothyriales; Herpotrichiellaceae. The transcript has a single exon. Gene Ontology annotation, cellular component: cytosol.